This is a messenger RNA of Dromaius novaehollandiae (emu), 3982 nucleotides long. It is a transcript of the gene CBARP, whose product is annotated as CACN subunit beta associated regulatory protein. Gene Ontology annotation, biological process: negative regulation of calcium ion-dependent exocytosis; negative regulation of voltage-gated calcium channel activity. Gene Ontology annotation, molecular function: transmembrane transporter binding. Gene Ontology annotation, cellular component: secretory granule; plasma membrane. Lineage: Eukaryota; Metazoa; Chordata; Aves; Casuariiformes; Dromaiidae. The transcript has 9 exons. The record is from RefSeq and is a predicted model, not a curated record. The coding region runs from base 238 to 2541 and encodes 767 amino acids.
CUCCCUCCAUCCCACCAUGCCUCCAUCCUCCCCUGCCUCCCUCCCUCCAUCCCUCCUGACCACACCCUCCCUCCCUCCAUCCCUCCCGCCCUCCCUCCCUCCAUCCCUCAUCCCGGUCCCUCCCGGCAGCUCCGCACCGCGGUGCCGGCAGGGCCCGGGGCCCCCAGACCGCCGCCGCCCCGGCCCGGCCCCGCCGCCCUUUGUCUGCCGCCGCCGCGGGCCGCGCCCGGCCGGACCAUGAGCGAUGACCCGACGCCCUGGGACAACGCGACCGAGAGCAGCACGGCGGUGCCCGGCGAGGUGUCCCCCCAGGAUGGCUACGUGCUGCUCCUCGCCCUGCUCUCCAUCUUCAUCGGGGGCACCCUGGUCCUGCUCUCCGGCGUCCUGAUCAUCUGCCGCCGCUGCUGCGAGGCCGAUCGCCGGCACUCCAGGGCCAGCGAUGACCCCGAGAAAACCACCACCACCUACCUGGACGACUCGCAGCCGGCCCAGGACAUCACCAUCAAGAUGGAAGACCCCGACUGCCUGUCGUCCUCCAGCUACCGGGACGCGGAGGGCGAGCGGUUCCUGUCCUCCAGCUCCUCCGCCGCCCGGCGCGUCUCCUUCAACGAGGCGGCACUCUUCGACCAGGGCAGGAGGACCCAGGAGAAGGGCAGGAGGUACACGCUGACCGAGGGCGACUUCCACCACCUGAAGAACGCCCGCCUGACCCACCUGCACCUCCCGCCACCCGCCCUCAAGAUCGUCACCAUCCACGAGUGCGAGUCCAGCGAGAACAGCCUGGCCAUGACCCCCCGCCUGCCCCCCGCCAAGCCCGGCCUCGCCAUCUUCCAGCCCCCCGCGGGAGCCCUGCCGCAGCCGGCGCUGCCCAGCCACGCCGUGUGCCCCAGCUCGGCCCUGCCCGGGGACACCUACAACUCCACCGUGGACGCCAGCUUCGCCGAGGCCAGCCCGGCCGCCUCCUCCGACUCCGGGGAGGGCCCCGCGUUCACAGCAGCCUCCAGGAGCGGGAAGGCGGCCGGCGCGGGCAGCGGCGAUGCCCCCCCGGCCCCGGCGCCCGGCACCGUGCUGCAGUUCUUCACGCGCCUGCGCCGCCACGCCAGCCUCGACGGGGCCAGCCCCUACUUCAGGAUCAAGAAGUGGAAGCUGGAGAGCACCCAGCGGGCCUCGAGCCUGGACACCAGAGGCUCCCCGAAGCGGCGCCAGUUCCAGCGGCAGCGGGCGGCCAGCGAGAGCAUGGACCAGGAGGACCGGGACCCCCACCAGACCGACAUCAUCCAGUACAUCGCCCGCACCGACGACGUGGCCUUCCACCCCGCGGCCGGCCCCUUCCUGCCCUCCCCGGCCAGCCCCCCACCCUCUCUCGGCAGGCUAGAGCCGGGCGAGGGGGGCGCGGGCGGCCCCGGGGAGGCCGGCGGCCCCGAGCAGCCCAGCGCCUACCACGACAUCUGGAGCCUGCGGGCCUCGCUGGAGCUCUACGCCUCCUCCGAGCGCAGCAACGACCAGGACUCGGUGCGCAGCGACGGCGGGGACAGCGUCUCCUCCGCCGGCGGCCUGCCCCCCUGCCCCUCCUCCUCCCUGGAUGAGGCCGAAGGCCCGGAGGAAAAGCCCUGGGGCCGGCCCAAGCCCGAGGGCCCCGACUCGGAGCCGGGCACGCGCAAGCUGCUGCAGAUGGACAGCGGCUACGCCUCCAUCGAGGCGCCCAGCCGGGCGGGCGACGAGGGGCACCCCAAGGACCAGACGGCCUCGGAGAAGCGCAUCUGCUUCACCAGCGCGGGGCGGAAAGGCACCAUCUUCGAGAGCUUCGAGGGCCGGGAGCCGGAGGAGGAGGAGGAAGAGGAGGAGGAGGAGGAGGAGGGCGGCGAGCCCCGGGGCGCGGCGGGCGGGGGGCCCCCGCCGCCCCCCAGCCCCCUGGCCUGGCCCCCCUACGGGCAGAUGUUCCCCGGGCGGGAGGCGCCGCCGCGGCGGGACUACAGCAUCGACGAGAAGACGGACGCGCUGUUCAACGCCUUCGUGCGCCACGACCCCCAGUUCGACGAGUCGCCGCCGCGGGGCAAGCACCGCUCCCGCACGCACCUGCGCAAGCAGUGGCAGCACGCCAAGCAGUACAGCGACCCCGGCGUGCGGUACCCGGCGCUGGAGCGGCACCGCACGCCGCUGCGCCGCGGGGACAGCGCCAACUCCCCGCUGGACGCCCGCCUGCACGGCCCGCUGCCCCGCGUCGUCAGCGCCGGCGACGGGGAGGCCGGGGAGGCCGGGGCCGCCGGCGCCCCGGCCCUGCCCGACCCCGAGAUCCAGGUGAUCGUGGAGGAGCCCGGCGAGGCGGCGCCCGAGCCCAGGGCCGGCCCCGAGAGCCCCGGCGGCGACUGCCCCGGCCCCGGCCGGUGCCUGCGGCUGGGCUCCGGCACCGAGCUCAUGGACAAGAUCGCCGGCGGCCUGGAGGAGCGGCUCUACGGGCACCUGCGGCAACCGGGAGAGCGCGCGGAGCGCGUGGUGGCCGUGGCGGCCAGCGACGCCCCCCCCGACCACAGCCCCGUCUAGGCCCCGCGCCAGGGGGGCAGAGACCCCGGCACGGCGGGGCUCGGCCCCACCAGGGUUCAGGGCUCCGACCCCUCCCGCCGCCGGCGCUGGGACCAGCCCGGUGCCCGGCCCGGGCCGCCGGGAGCGCGGGUGCCACGGGAAGGGCGGCCCCCCGGCACGGAGGGCGCGCGGGGCAGGGGCGGGGGCCCCGGCCGAAGCCAGCCCCAUGGAAGGGGUCCGGCAGCGUGGGGUGGCCGAGCCCCCUCGCUCCCGGGAGCGAGGGACAGAGAGGUGCCAAAGGGCCCCCGGGCUCGCCCGGCCCCGGAGGGGGCGCAGGGCUGCCGGGACCCCCCCGGGGACCCCCCCGGGGCCGGCGGGGCCGGGCCGAGAGCCAGAGCAGAGCGUUUGCCAAAGCCAGUCGCGACGACGGCCAGGAGGUCGGUUACGAGGGACCCUGUUAAUAAACCCCCAACUCCAGCUGAGGCCUGACCCUAACUAACCUCACGGCAGAGCUGUGUAGCAGAUACGCUCUCCCCUCUCUCCCCGGUUUUUUACAAGCAAUAACGCCUCGCUCCCCGUCUGCCUGGGGACGCCGCAGGGAGGGGGCCGGGGCUGGGCAUCCCGCCGCUGGCUGGGGCGGCCGCGGUGCUGUCCCCGCGGGGCGCAGGACGCGGCAGUAAUUUGGGGAGGGGGUAAUCGCCUCGCCGCCCCUGCCUGGCGCUCACCCAGCCCCGCGGGGAGCCGCACGGAAGCGGGGGGCCGGCGGCCGCGGUGCCCGGGCAGGGAGGAUGCUCGAGGGCCCCGCGGGUCCCUCCCGGGGCACGGGCGCACCGCGGGCUGCGCCAGGCUCUGCAGCCCACUGCCCUCAGGGCUCGGGGAGCAGGACCAGCCCUGGGGCCCCCUGUAAUUCCGAGGGGAGGGAGGCGGCUCUUCGCCAGCCCCCGGCACGCAGGGACGAGGGAGGAGAGGCGAGCGCGGGUCGGGCAGGCGCUUGCAUGCGACUCGCCAGCCCCGAGGUGCUCCUCGCCUCGCCCCUGCCCGUCCCGAAAGCUCGGCGCUGGGUUGAUGCAUUCAGUGGAUAUUUAUUGAUUUUUACAGAGGUGGAUGCUGCUGCUCCGGGGGAAGGGGUUAGCUUUUUGUUGGGUUUUUAUUCGUGUUCCAAAGGACGGGUGAAAAAAAGAAAAAAGCCCAAGAUUUAUUUCCUGGGAGACCUGGCAGCGGGAACGGGCAGGAGGGGCAGGCAGGGCUCGGCCGAGGGCCCCCCUCCACACCGCAGACCUGCCCCGCGCCCCCUCCCUGGUGACCCUAUUGCAUGUGAGCAAAGAGGCCAGGUCGCUCCUUCCCCUCUGCAAAGUCUCUGGCCAAAGCACUAACUCCAACUCCAACUCAGCCUUUUUAUGUCUAUAAACAAAGGAGAUAAAAACAAACAAAAAAAAAGAAAACAAAACAAAACCUGUGACUU